Messenger RNA from Thunnus maccoyii (southern bluefin tuna), 5827 nucleotides. Its product is annotated as mitogen-activated protein kinase kinase kinase kinase 4-like. The record is from RefSeq and is a predicted model, not a curated record. Gene Ontology annotation, molecular function: ATP binding; protein kinase activity. NCBI's taxonomy places the organism in Eukaryota, Metazoa, Chordata, Actinopteri, Scombriformes, Scombridae. Gene Ontology annotation, biological process: protein phosphorylation. The coding region runs from base 256 to 1920 and encodes 554 amino acids. The transcript has 16 exons.
GCAGAGAGAGAGAGAGAGGCAGAGAGAGAGAGAGGGGCAGAGAGAGAGAGGCAGGGUUUCGGCACUCGGUCGGUAUGUAGCAGCAGCGGAGCUUCUGUCUGGGAUUACAAAGAGAGAAAAACGCGCCUUGAUUGAAAAUAUCAGCACCGGGAUUAAAAAAUAAAACCACCCGACGAUGAGACACGCACCGUCCGCUUGAAGGAGACUAAAAACACGCCUUUAUUCCGCUGAUUUAUCCCCGUUUUUUUUACAAAAAUGGCGAACGACUCUCCGGCCAAAAGUCUGGUGGAUAUAGACCUGGCAUCCCUGCGGGAUCCUGCUGGGAUUUUCGAGUUGGUGGAAGUGGUCGGAAAUGGCACCUAUGGACAAGUCUACAAGGGUCGACAUGUCAAGACGGGACAACUGGCGGCCAUUAAGGUCAUGGAUGUCACAGAGGAUGAAGAGGAAGAAAUUAAGCUGGAAAUCAACAUGCUGAAGAAGUACUCCCACCAUAGAAACAUAGCCACCUACUAUGGAGCCUUCAUCAAGAAAAGUCCACCGGGCCAUGACGACCAGCUAUGGCUGGUGAUGGAGUUCUGCGGUGCCGGCUCCAUCACAGACCUGGUGAAGAACACCAAAGGCAACUCACUGAAGGAGGACUGGAUCGCCUACAUCUCCCGAGAGAUCCUCAGGGGAUUAGCUCACCUGCAUGCCCAUCACGUCAUCCAUCGUGACAUCAAAGGACAGAACGUGCUGCUGACUGAAAACGCUGAGGUCAAACUGGUGGACUUUGGUGUGAGUGCUCAGCUGGACCGGACAGUAGGACGAAGGAACACCUUCAUCGGGACGCCUUAUUGGAUGGCUCCAGAGGUCAUCGCUUGUGAUGAAAACCCAGAUGCUACCUAUGACUACAGGAGUGACCUGUGGUCAUGUGGAAUCACGGCCAUAGAGAUGGCUGAGGGAGCUCCCCCUCUUUGUGACAUGCAUCCAAUGAGAGCCCUCUUCCUUAUUCCAAGAAACCCUCCUCCUCGACUCAAGUCCAAAAAAUGGUCAAAGAAGUUCUUCAGCUUCAUUGAAGGUUGCCUGGUGAAGAAUUACACCCAGCGCCCCCCCACCGAGCAGCUGCUGAAACACCCCUUCAUCCGGGACCAGCCCAACGAGAGGCAGGUCCGCAUCCAGCUCAAAGACCACAUUGACCGGACCAAGAAGAAGAGGGGCGAGAAGGAUGAGACUGAGUAUGAAUACAGUGGUAGUGAAGAAGAGGAGGAAGAGGCAUCUGAGCAAGAAGGAGAGCCCAGCUCCAUAGUCAACGUGCCGGGUGAGUCAACCUUGCGCCGUGACUUCAUCCGCCUGCAGCAGGAGAACAAGGAGCGCUCGGAGGCUCUGCGUCGCCAGCAGCUCCUCCAGGAACAGCAGCUCCGUGAGCAGGAGGAGUACAAGCGCCAACUUCUGGCUGAGAGGCAGAAACGUAUUGAGCAGCAGAAGGAGCAAAGGAGACGGCUGGAGGAGCAACAACGGCGCGAGCGCGAGAUGAGGAGGCAGCAGGAGCGCGAGCAGCGCCGGCGUGAGCAGGAGGAGAAGAGACGCAUUGAAGAGAUGGAGCGACGCCGCAAAGAGGAGGAGGAGCGCAGGAGGGCUGAGGAGGAAAAAAGGAGGGCCGACCGAGAACAGGAGUACAUUCGCCGUCAGUUGGAGGAGGAGCAGAGGCACCUGGAGAUCUUGCAGCAGCAGCUGCUCCAUGAACAGGCCAUGCUGCUGGCUGAUGAACGAUACCGGAAGAACAUCCAGGGUUCUCCUCAGUCAGCACAGAGCAAACCACAGCAGCCUCCAGUGCCGCCACGCUCAGAGUCUUCCUACCCCAAUGGGAACUCGUCCUCUGAGGCGCCGGCCAUGCACCGGCCUGUAGAACCACAGGUGAAAGGAGUGGAGCUGCAACUGUAAUUUCCUUGACAGAGACAAUGGCAGUAAUGCUUUCUUGAAAAUCUUUCAUCUUGAAAUAGCUCUUCUGAAUAAACUAACAACUCACAACCAAUCACAUGACCUGUUGCAGGUGCCUCUGUUUUGGUAGGUGCCACAAUUUAAAAAUGUCAACAAGUUCAGCUGCUCAGGCUGCAAAUACUAAGAAUCAAAUUCAAAUGUAGCUUUUCUUUUUGGUUGUGAACCUGCCUUUUCUCCUGUUUGAACAGACCAAAUCUGAUUUUGUUUUGAGGACAUUGUGACCAUUACACUGCCAGUGUUUUGGGGUUCAUUUAUGGUGCUGUUAUUCACUUUGCAUCAUUCACCGCAUGGUGUCAAGUGAAGCCAGUUAACGGGAAAUUGUGAAAUCAGCCUAGUUUGUAACCUCACAUCCAUGUGGCAGUACCCCUCAUCUCCACUGACUCUAGAUGUUGCCUGUAUCACUUAGUCAUAAUCUAAAACAGUCUCUCUCUCAGGUGAUUCUCUUUGCUCUUGCCCUGUUGACUGGAUGUCCUGAUAGUGAUUAUAAACUUGAUCUAGAAGUAGAUGUGUUCACUAGUUGUGGUUCUUUUCUCUUAUUUCCUCUUUCCUAAGUUGUUUCUAGCUUAACUCUUUCAGGUUGUUUCAUCUGGAGAAUGGAUCCAACUAUCUGCUGUUGUUGAACGUCUCUAGUCUCCAUUUAAAUACAGGGUUGUCAUCAAUUCUAUUUCAAUUCACUGCUUUCAAAUUGUAAAUUGUGAAACUGUGUUUCAUCUCCGAGCUAAUGGCAGAAUGGGCAUUUUCAUUUUCAUAAACAAGAACAGAGAAAAUUUUAUGACACCACAAAGAAAGUGGUGGUUUCUGACAAAAGUUUUUUUUUUAAAUCGAAAAGUCUUCCUUUUUACAAAAAAAGUGGCAAUGAAAAAGAAUUGAUCCCAACCCUGAUUAAACACCCUUCUCUCAUGAUUAAGUCUUUGAUUGACAGGAUGUCCUCCUACUCGUCAAGCCAAACAAAAGUACUUUCACCAAAUGUGUAAUUAUUACAAAGUCACUUUCCCCCCAAAAUUUGCAUACAUGUGUGUGUGUGUGUGUGUGUGUGUGUGCAUAUGCGUGUGUGUGUGUGUAAACAUGAGAAUGUUUGUCUGGUGGUAUGUUGGGGGUUUGAUCUUCUCUGCUCUACAUGCUGUACCUCCUCAUUGUGUGCUGCUGAUUAAAAACAUCCAUAAUUCAUGGGCACCCAGAUUUGCAGCAGGGUGACUCAGACAGUAUUAGUCAUCUUCUCAGCAAAGAACUCAACUCACUAAGCAUGAAUAAUCGCAGUUCAUUGAAGUCAAUCUGUUUGGAAUAUGUGAAAAGAUCAAAUUAUGCAAAAAAGAAACUGUAACUUGGUAAAAUGGGGUUGGGGUGAUGAUGUAAUUCACUAGUGCGUUAUUAAGCAUGUGGCAUAAUGUUGAAAGUGGAUUAGUCAGUUUUCUCUCAUUAGCUACGAGUCAUCAAACUCAGAUGCAGCGUUGUGUUCUAACAUGUCCUUGUUACAUGCUCAUACUAAACUGUGUACUGACACAAACGUGGACAAGUUCAUUUUGAGGUCCUCUGAUUAGGGCUAAUUAAAUAAAAAUGAAAACUGCAGAAUUACUUUUGUGUCAAAAUAGCAAGAAGCUGCAGUCACAAAGUGUAUUUGUUGCUAAACCUGAUCUUAUGGUGCUGGACACAAUUUCCAGCCCACAAAUUAAACUGUGCAUUGUAAGAGAUGCUUAACUAGCAUUACAGUGCAGUACAUGUAUUUUGUUUUCAACAGGUUUUCAUACCUAAAUGACAAAACAAGCUUUUCAUCAGUGCCUUUCUAAAUGACCCAUAAGACUGUUCCAAAAACAACUCAUAUGAGCUUAAACUGAUCUGACACCUCUGUGGUAAAGUUCUGGUUCAGUUUAGACAACAAAGACUACUAAGUUGAGGUAAGAGGCUCGUGGUCACAAAGAAGGUUGUAGGAAGAUUGCAUUCAUAGUUAAAAGAAACCAAGACGAGAUGCAAACUGCCGUCUCCAUUGUCAAAAUCACAUGCUUUUUGCCCGAACCAUGAAUGUGUGCACGUUGUAUGACCUGUAUGUGUUUUUGCAACAUGUAUGUUUGCAUGCUAGCCUGUGUUCAUGCCUUGUUAAUACAAAUCAUCUCCAUGCUUGGUACUGUUGGUGAUGCUGAGUCCUCCUGAGGCCUAAAAUUGGUGAGACUACAUUGAAAGCACAAGGGAUAAUGAUAGUUUUCUUUAUAAAUGUAAUUCAAAUGAAGGAUUUCAUCUGGCUAAAAAAAACAACAAAACAUUAAGGUCUUGAUUUAAUUCAACCCUUAGAUUGUUCUGAACAGUUACAUGUAGUGUCUAUUUUUAGUUUUAGAAGAAUUGAAAGCAUUCAUGCAAUACUGAUCUUAUUCAUACUAAUUGGCAAUGGAAAUGUGUUGAAAGUUUUAAGUUUAAGUAGGUGAAACCCACAGGUUCCCUGAUGUCAGUGGUAAACUAUGUAGUGCUAGCUUUUGAAUAUUUUAUCAUUCUCAUAACGUCAUCAACAUAUUUUUCUGGAGUUCAUUUUCCUUAAAUUAUUAAAUGAAUAAAAACAGACAAUUUCCAAAGUGGUCACAGACAGAUGUACACAAGAGAUGAUAAAAGAAAAAUGAGUCUCAGUAAUAUUUGUCUCAGGAUCAGUUCAGCCUCAUUUCUUCAUUCACUGUCUGCUUUUUGUUAAUGUUACUGUCUUGUUUGAAUUGUUGUUCUUCCCCUGUGUCACUCUAAGAAAUCAAAAGUAUGACAUGAUACCUUUUGUUGCUCAGGCUGCACCUUUUUCCAAAUCAGUUAUUGAUUAAAUUUGUGAUUGGAAUAAUAGUUCUUACAGUGCAAUUUCUGCUCCCCCGAAAGGUUCAGCCUCAGUGACAACAGGUACAAACUGUACAUACCUUUAUUUCAUGAGUCUUUCUUCUCUCCUCCCAUUGCUCAUUAAAAACUUGGGUUCUUUAGGGGCUCUGCUAAGAUUUGGACCAACACAACAAAACACAACAAAAAUGUUGUUAAAUUUUCUCUCAAAAAUGAAAAAACAAAACAAAACACUACAGCAGCUAAGUUCAUUGUUAAGUUCCUCCUCUGUAGUUAAAGACAGUUAGAGCUGAUCCAGUAUCAACUGUAUCUUAAUGCAGUUGUUCUGCCUUGGUUCUUGAGCGCCGAUGAUUCUAUAUUCUGCCAGGGUCAUCGCUUGUAUUCACUCAUGUCAGGUUUUAAAUGGUCCCUGACUCAGUAUCAGACUCAGGAGAAUAGGAAUCAGAAGAGCUCUGGGCACAGAUAACCAUGAUUGGAAAUCACUGUUCCUUGAAGAGAGUUCCACAAAGAACCCCUCUGUAGUCCCUAUCACACAUGCUCUCUGUUAGAUAAAUGUGAAUGCGCUAUUGGAGAUUAUAAAACAGGCAGUAGAAUUUGCUAUCUAAUAAAUGAGAACAUUUAUCAGGAAAUUCAAUGACAAUGGUCAUUAAUUAAGACUUUAACAGCAAAAUAAUUUUUAAAAUCCAUUAGUGAUGCUCACUGAUGAUAAAAUUAUCGUGCAAGCAUUGUGGCUGUUUCCAUAAAUGUCAUGUCCCAAUGAUGUUGUAACCAACACCUUAUUGAUAAAUUAUUGAUGAAUGAUAAAAGACCUUCAAUCUAACACAUGGAUGAAGCCAGCAAUGUCAGAUAUUCAAUGUCUGAAAAAGCCUCAUGUUGAAGCUUCAUGUCAGUGUUCCUGAACCUUUUACAGAGGGGUUCCUCAAGGAACUGUUUUAGGCUUCCCUAUGGCUCCAAUCUGACAAGCCCCUAAAGAUACACUGAAGCCCCUGUUCUCAUCAGAGUGCACUGCAUGCACACUGACCCAUCCUCCCCCAAUGUGUUCUGUUUUUGUCGU